Molecule: messenger RNA, 1503 nt
Organism: Ochlerotatus camptorhynchus
Lineage: Eukaryota; Metazoa; Arthropoda; Insecta; Diptera; Culicidae
Exons: 8
Coding region: 1-1503 (500 amino acids)
Source: RefSeq, a predicted model, not a curated record
AUGAAUGACGAAAAAAGGCAGAACGACGAUGUUAAUGAGGAAGCUGACAUAUCGUACGAAGAAGUAAAUUUCGAAAACCUCGCUCUCGUACAACUGCUGCAAUGCUUCCGAGUGUCGAUCGAAGUGAUCAACAAGUUUCUUGUAAACGGAUAUGAUUUGGAAUCUCUCAAAAUUAUUGAAAGACAAGAAAUUGAGGAACUUCUAUGUGAACCGUACCUCGGAGAUAGGACAAAGAUUAUCCAUGGAUUGAAUUUUUGGAGAAAAUCACAGAAUCUACCGACCGUGUCCUCUCCACUGAAGUCACUUCAUAAUCUAACCCAGAUUAAAAAUCAACCGGAAAACAUUAAACGAGAAAGUCUUUCAGCACAAUUCCUUGUUAAUAAUUCUGCCAGAGGAAAACAAAUCCUUGAGAACUACAGCUCAUUACAUAUUCUGACAAAAUCACACAAGAAAAUAAUAACACAUAUUGUGGUUGACGAAUUCAAAGACAACUUCGGCAAACUCUCCCAUAAUGAACUUCUGAGUCGAGCAUCUGAGUUGAAUGAACUAUUUCCAUCUGAAUCAAAGGACUCUUGGUACCAGCCAACAUUUUCAAUAAUCGCAGGGAAAAAAAUCAGAAUUGGACGACUGCCGAAAGGAUGCCUUUAUGACAGAAAUUGUAAUUACACUAAUCCCAAACCGAUGCAACCGAAAUCAAACGAUAGUGAAAAUAUUACACCAUCAAGUCCGUUCUCAGAUGUCGAUUGGGUUAAGUAUCAACAAGCGAAGACGUGGAUCAGACAUCAUCAAGACGAAUGGCCUGCUGUAAUGCAAAAAUGGGCAUCAACUAGCACUUUUCGAGUUUUCGAAAUAUCGAAGAUAGAGCAACGGUCGUCCCGAAUCGAUUUCGACUCAAAGUUUCCAACAAAAAGUUCUGCUCUAUUCGAUAAAUGGAAUGAAUUUAUCAUAUCAGUGAAACCUAUUAUCGAGGCAGAUGUGACUGAUAAGUCUGGUAAAGUGAUUCUUAGUUUGCUGGAAGGUGAAUUGAACGAAGAUUGCCGGGAUGCUACAUACUCGUUGCUGAUUCCAUACAUUCUACCGUGUGCUAUACUAACCCUCUCGAAUAAAUCAAAGUGGAAACCCAGUUACAUUGAAAAUCGUAAUAGUUUUGUGUUUUGGGUGAAGAAUAUAACGGACUUACAAUCGAAAGUAGAAACCCACCACAAGUCACGUUCUAAGAAUACGGGAAUGCAACAGUGUCCAUUGGUGAUCGUCGUUGGACCUGAUUUAUCAACGUUGAACAGUUUCCUCGUAUCCUUUGGAGGCGCUUUUUACCAGCUACCCACCUUCCUGAAGGCGUUGGACAUUUGCUACAAACUCUACAAGAUCUACAACUUGUCAUUUGCUCCGGAAUGUGCAGGAUCUUGGAAUCUUCUUAAUUACGUUAUUUACGGGUUCCAGCUUGAAAGCGCUUGUAGAGCGAAAAUAAUUUCGAUCAGUAGUGUGAUCAACGCCAGAAGUUAA